This is a messenger RNA of Brachypodium distachyon (stiff brome), 975 nucleotides long. RefSeq lists its product as uncharacterized. Bases 260 to 679 code for a protein of 139 amino acids. The transcript has a single exon. NCBI's taxonomy places the organism in Eukaryota, Viridiplantae, Streptophyta, Magnoliopsida, Poales, Poaceae. The record is from RefSeq and is a predicted model, not a curated record.
GAAAAAUCCACCUACAGGAGCGUCCCUUUCCAAUCUUUACACACGGCCAGUUGCCUAUGAGCUGUCUCACUCGUAAACCUCUCUAUAUAAAACCCUAGCUUCAGACGCGCAGAAACGUUAUAUAUUCAUUUCUCUACUUCCCAUCAGGACAGCGAGUACUCAUACUCGAUCGAGCUAAAAAAACAGGAGCAAGCUAUAGUGAGUAGCAAGGAACAACGCCUGCACCUGCAGCAAGAAGCUACAGGCAUCAAUCAGAUCCAUGGAGUUGGAGGCCGCGGCGCAGGCGCCGAUGCCGAGGGAUGGCAGAAAGCUGGCAAGGUGCCCGAGGCUGCAGCUGGACGCCAAGACGGUCUCGGCCGUGGAGCAGUCCACGGGCACGACCAUCGGCGUCGCCGCCGACGCAGCAGCGGCAGCGGCCAGCCCGGGCGGCGCGAUGCGCGUCAAGAUCGUGCUGAGCAAGCAGCAGCUGAAGCAGGUGGCCGCGGCCGUGGCCGCCGGCGGCGCCUUCGCCCUGCCGCCCGCGCUCGAGCAGCUCGUGGGCGCUCUCAAGCGGCAGCACGCGAAGAAGCAGCAGGCCGCGGCGGAGCCCCAGGCGGCGGCCGUCGUCGCGAGGCGCAGGGGAGGACGGUGGUCGCCGGCCUUGCACAGCAUCCCGGAGGACUGCUUUCAGCUAGCCUGAUAACCUUUCUACUAGUUAGCUGCCUGCAAUGUGGUGUAGUCGUCGAUUUCCGUGUAUAGCUUUGCUGAUUUCUUUCUCCUCUUUCUUUUCGGGCUCUUGCAGCUUCGUUAAUUCCUGGAUUGCGACCGGUUUGGUUGGGCCAAAGUAGUGAAUGCCCGAUGGUUGCGUCCCAACUUUGAAAUGUCGUCAAUUUUAAUCUGACAUUUGGAUCCAAUAUUUCCUCCGCGCCCGAUCGAUCGAUGUACGUACAGUACCUCUGGACGAAUCAAUAAAGAUGAUUAGAUGGGGGGAAGAAC